AUGGCCACCUUCAACCUAAGUGGCCAUGACACAGGCCCCUUCACUCUUCUGGGUAUUCCUGGACUGCAACAGUACCACAUCUGGAUCAGCAUCCCCUUCUGCUUAAUCUACUUAGUGGCCCUCAUGGGCAAUAGUAUCCUUCUCUAUCUCAUUGUGGUGGAGCACAGUCUUCACACACCCAUGUUCUUUUUCCUUUCCAUGCUGGCAACCACUGACCUUGUACUGUCUACCACAUGUGUCCCCAAAACUCUUAGCAUCUUCUGGUUUGGUCCCCAGAAAAUCAGUUUUCCUGGCUGUCUCAUUCAGUUAUUCUUUCUGCACUACAGCUUUGUCCUGGACUCAGCUAUUCUGCUGGCCAUGGCGUUUGACCGCUACGUGGCCAUCUGCUCACCCUUGAGAUACUCCAUGAUUUUGACCUCCAAAACUAUUGUUAAAAUGGGUGUGGGCAUCUCUUUCCGAAGUUUCUGUGUUUUUGUCCCAUGCGUUUUCCUUGUGAAUCGACUGCCUUUCUGUAAGACACAUGUCAUUGCUCACACGUACUGCGAGCACAUAGGCGUUGCUCGGCUUGCAUGCGCUGAUAUCUCCAUCAACAUCUGGUAUGGCUUUUGUGUUCCCAUCAUGACAGUGAUUGUAGACGUGAUCCUAAUUGCUGUCUCCUAUACUCUUAUACUUUGUGCUGUUUUUCACCUCCCUUCCCGUGAUGCCCGCCAGAAAGCACUUGGAACCUGUGGUUCUCACGUCUGUGUCAUCCUUAUGUUCUAUAUACCAGCAUUCUUCUCCAUUCUUGCUCAUCGCUUUGGGCAUAAUGUCCCACGUACGUUUCAUAUUAUGUUUGCUAACCUUUAUGUUAUCAUCCCUCCUGCACUCAAUCCUGUUGUCUAUGGAGUAAAGACUAAGCAGAUUCGGGACAAAGUCAUUCUGCUUUUUGCCAAAGGGUCCCAUUGA
Messenger RNA from Octodon degus (degu), 945 nucleotides. RefSeq names its product olfactory receptor 52H1. Gene Ontology annotation, biological process: G protein-coupled receptor signaling pathway. The record is from RefSeq and is a predicted model, not a curated record. The transcript has a single exon. The coding region runs from base 1 to 945 and encodes 314 amino acids. Gene Ontology annotation, cellular component: membrane. Gene Ontology annotation, molecular function: olfactory receptor activity; G protein-coupled receptor activity. Lineage: Eukaryota; Metazoa; Chordata; Mammalia; Rodentia; Octodontidae.